Naumovozyma dairenensis CBS 421 is the source of this 3195-nucleotide messenger RNA. It is a transcript of the gene GPB2, whose product is annotated as Gpb2p. Lineage: Eukaryota; Fungi; Ascomycota; Saccharomycetes; Saccharomycetales; Saccharomycetaceae. The record is from RefSeq and is a predicted model, not a curated record. Bases 1 to 3195 code for a protein of 1064 amino acids. Gene Ontology annotation, molecular function: protein binding. Gene Ontology annotation, cellular component: cell cortex of cell tip. The transcript has a single exon.
AUGACUGGAAUAACAACUCCAACCAUACACAUAGAACAUACAGCAAACCCUUUACAUGAACAUGAAAAUCGUACUAGGCCUUCCAAAACAAAUGAGAAAGCUGUAAAACUAAAACCAACUUAUUGUAACGCCACUUCAAAUUUUAAACCAUUCCCAUACGCAUCAAAUUAUAGAUCCGUAUUUCAACCUCCAUUAACAGAAGAACAUAAUCGGAAAACUGCUCUAUUGAAUGAAAAAACUUUGAAAAUUUAUUACGAUCUUAAAAGAACAAAUGUGAAUUUAUGUCCAAAAGAAAGACGUCCUAGUGCCACUAGUUCCACAGAUUCCUCCUCCUCCUCUUCUUCUUCUUCUGCUUCUGCUAGUGCGAACCAACAACAAAAGGAUUCAUCCAAAUUCGAGGAAUUAAUGGAUAUAUUCUUAAAAGGAUACGAUGACGAUUUCUUAUCAGGUACAAAAUUUAUUAAAAACUCUAAUUUAUAUUCAACACAAAUCAAUGGUAAUCAUACUGCUGCUCAUAAUGAAGAUAACUAUUCUAUGGGUCCUUCUUCUUCUUCUUCUUCUUCUUCUUCUUCUUCUUCUUCUUCUUCUUCCUUUCCCCCUUCCCAAAAAUCAAACAAUAUAAUUAACAAUGAUAUAAUAAUCAACAAUAAUGACUUCAUUUCUCCAUAUAUAAAAUAUUAUCAAAAAUUAUUAACAGUUAACGUAAGAGAAUGGGAUAUUUUGAAAAGACAUAGACUAUGGAUCCCAAUUGUAAGAGACGAUUUUAAAUCUAUCUUACUUUCAAGUAGGGAAAAAAAAUUGAUGAAGAAUUUGGAAAAAAAUUCAUCAGAAAGUUUAUCAUAUUUGACAUCAACUGAUUUAAACUCAACUAUAAGUACAAAUACUAUUACAGCUAGUGCUAAUUCUAAUGCUAAUAUGAGUACUGCUACUCUAGAAAAUUAUCCAUCCCAUUCUUUUUCGUCAAAGCAUGACAUUAAAAUCAAACCCAUGGACAAGAAUGAUAAUAAUACAACAAUAAAGAAAUCAAAUCCAUUAUUUAUUGACGGAGCUGAUUACGUUCCAAAGGAAUAUGAUCCUUAUUCAGGUUCAUCUCUAAUAGCAUCUUUAUUUUCAGAAAUGAAAGCACCUGCAUUCUCAUAUCAUUGUUCUGUAGAAUUACAUGAUCAAGUAUUUAUUCUUGGAGGACUUUUACCAUGUUAUAGAUAUGAAGAGGAAGCACCAAAUUUGAAUGAUUUCACAAUGGAUGGUAUUAAAAAUUUACCACCGCCUCUAUUUGAAAGUGUUAUUAAUAAUCCUGCAAUGAUUACAAAUCCAAAUUUAUACUUGGCUUCAUUACCAUCAAAUCAUAUUUGUAAAGUAAAAACAUCAGGUCAAAUUCCACCUCCUUUAAUUUGUAGUCAAGGUUCCAAAUUAACUGAAAGACAUUUAUUCUUUUUUGGUGGGUUUGAAAUUAGAACAGAUUGUUUCCCUCCUACACCUAAUGAUGGUGGGAAAUAUCAUCUAAAAAGAACCGCUUUCUUGAAUAGUGAUGGUUAUAUUUUGGAUACAAUGACAUUCAAAUUCACAAAGAUUGAUUUAUUAGUUCAAACUUCAAAUUUAAAUCCUUAUUCUGCUUUGUCACCAAGAUUUGGUCAUUUAUUAUUAUCACUUACGAAUUCAAAUACAUUAAAUACAUCCUCCUCCUCCUCAGCUUCAUCAACUUCAAAUUCUAAUAAUAAUAGUAUUCCAGAUACUCCUACAAAGGAAAGCCAAUUUUAUGAUAUUAGGAAUGUUUCUGUAAUCUCCGAAAAUACUACUAUUCCAUCAAGACCUUCAUCAUCAAUGGCAAUUCCAUCAGCAACAACGACAACAACAACUCCUUCAUCAAAUGUUAACAUCAACACAAAAACAACAACAACGGGGGCCCAUAAUAAUAAUGAAAACACAGCAUUACCAACACAUCAUUCAAAUAAUUCGUAUACAAUCUUAGUAUUUGGUGGUUACAAACAAACAGGUGAUGAUAAAUAUGAAGCAAUGAAUGAUUUAUGGAAAAUUGAAUUUCAGGUAGAAGCUCGUGGUAAAAGAGGUUAUUGUAAAUUUAAAGAAUCAGCUAUUGCAACAUCAAUAGGUCAAUCCCGUAACAAUAGAAUGACGUGGCCAAGUGAAAGAGCAUUUGUUGGAUUUUGUUUACCUGAAAUUUCUGUCUUAAAUUCUUUCAAUUAUGAACAGGACCUAUUAAAUAAAUUAAAGAAAAAUUUCAAGAUUUCUAAGAAUCAUGGACUUUCAUCUUCAUCUUCUACUUCUACAAGUAAUAUGAAUACAAGAAUUAAUCAUAAGAAAUCAUCUUCACCACAGGCACAGGUACAGGUACCAUUUUCUAUAUCCUCAGUAUCAACAGUACCUACAUUAGGAGGAAGUAAUGUAGCAUCAUCUGGAAUAUGUAGAAAGCCACCACCGACAACAACAAAAACAAAAACAGAUAAGAUUCAAUUACAUAAGUCAGCAUCAUUAAGGAAAAGUGAAACAUCUCCAUCAACAACAACAACUGCCAGUACAACUACUACCAUGGCAAAGGGAAGUUCUGCUUUUGAACAUACACCAAGUACUUAUAGUGGUAAUAGUAGAAAUAGAACUAUUAUAAUUCAUGGGGGUUCUAUUGGUAAUAAAGUGUUAAAUGACAUGUGGUGGUUUGAUUUAGAAACAUGUACUUGGACUAAGAUGACGUUGUAUGCAGAGACUAAAGAUGAGAAGGAAAUGAUGACUCAUAAGAAUGAAAAAAGGAAAGAAUCCGAAUUGAUACCAUGUAAUUUGGGAUUAGUUGGUCAUACUAUGACUUCUGUUGGUCAUUAUAUCGUUUCUUUAGGUGGAUUAAUUCAACAAGAUGUAGAUAAAUUAUAUGGUAAGGAUAAUGAUGAUGAUAAGAAUGGAGAAUUACCCGUUGGUGGGUUGAUGAUGAAUAUUAUUGAUUUGACUACGAGGAAAAUUAAAGAUCAAAAAAUCAUUGAAGUGAAGGAAACUAAUGGACAACAAUUAAUUUCAAGGACUAAAUUUGAUAAAUCUAAUUUAAUGUUAAGUGUUGGUUGUUGUUCUCAUAUUUCAUGUGGGAAUAUUGUAAUGAUUGGUGGUGUUGUUGCAAGGCGUUCCAAUAUUAAUGAUUUAUAUUUGAGAGGUGCAGUUAUUGAAUGUUUCUUACCAUCAUCAAGUUCUUUAAUGUGA